CGACACACACUUCCCUCAUCCCUUGUGCGUGAGAGAGAAAACAAAACCCCAAUUUCACAAGACUCAAAACUCACCGCCACCUUCUUUCUUCUCCAUAGCCAUAUCCACUCUCUCUCUCUCUCACACACACACACAUCUUUCUCACUCACUCCAUUCGCCAUGGCUGCGGAGCAAGCUCAACUGGCUGCAAUCCUCGGGCCAGAUUCAGCACCCUUUGAAACCCUUAUCUCUCAUCUCAUGUCUGCUUCCAACGAGCAACGGUCCCAAGCAGAGUCGAUUUUCAAUCUCAUCAAGCAAAACGAUCCGAAUUCGCUCGCUCUGAAGCUCGCCAACGUCCUCACCUCUUCCUCGCACCAGGAAGCCCGCGCCAUGUCAACAAUUCUCUUACGAAAGCUCCUCACGCGUGACGACUCGUUCAUUUGGCCCAAACUCACCGAGUCAACUCAGUCGGGGAUUAAAACCGUGCUCCUCACUUGCAUCCAACGCGAAGAAUCAAAAUCGAUAAUUAAGAAGUUGUGCGAUACUGUAUCGGAACUCGCCUCUUCGAUUCUCCCCGAAAACCAGUGGCCGGAAUUGUUGCCGUUUAUGUUUCAGUGUGUUACUUCUGAUUUACCUAAAUUGCAGGAAUCCGCGUUUUUGAUAUUCGCGUUGUUGGCACAGUAUGUUGGGGAAAUGUUAGUUCCGUAUAUUAAGGAUUUGCAUUCAGUGUUUAUGCAGACGCUGAAUCAUUCGCCCAAUCCUGAUGUGAGGAUUGCUGGAUUGAGUGCUGUGAUUAAUUUUAUUCAGUGUUUAUCGAGCUCGAACGAUAGGGAUAGGUUUCAGGAUCUGUUGCCUGCGAUGAUGAAGACGCUGACCGAGGCGUUGAACAGUGGGCAGGAGGCGACUGCGCAGGAGGCGUUGGAGUUGUUGAUUGAAUUGGCGGGUACUGAGCCUAGGUUUUUGAGGAGACAACUUGUUGAUGUGGUGGGUGCAAUGUUGCAAGUAGCCGAGGCAGAGAGUUUAGAAGAGGGGACGAGGCAUUUGGCCAUUGAGUUUGUGAUUACGUUGGCUGAGGCGAGGGAACGAGCGCCUGGAAUGAUGAGGAAAUUGCCGCAGUUUAUUAGUAGGUUGUUUGCUAUUUUGAUGAAGAUGUUGCUCGAUAUCGAGGAUGAGCCCGUCUGGCAUAGUGCUGAAGUUGAGCAUGAGGAUGCAGGGGAGACGAGUAAUUACAGUGUUGGUCAGGAGUGUUUGGAUCGUUUGGCGAUUGCAUUGGGCGGUAGUACUAUUGUUCCUGUUGCGUCAGAGCAGUUACCUCCUUACUUGGCUGCUCCCGAGUGGCAAAAGCACCAUGCUGCACUCAUUGCACUUGCUCAGAUUGCUGAAGGUUGCACAAAGGUGAUGAUUAAGAAUUUGGAGCAAGUGGUAAACAUGGUUUUGAGCUGUUUCCAAGAUCCUCAUCCUCGAGUGAGGUGGGCAGCUAUUAAUGCAAUUGGCCAGUUGUCAACUGACUUGGGGCCAGAUUUGCAAGUGCAAUACCACAGCAGAGUACUGCCGGCAUUGGCAUCAGCUAUGGACGAUUUCCAAAAUCCACGAGUACAGGCACAUGCUGCAUCAGCUGUCCUCAACUUCAGUGAGAAUUGCACACCAGAAAUUUUGACACCUUACUUAGAUGGAAUUGUUAGCAAACUGCUUGUACUUCUGCAGAACGGCAAACAAAUGGUGCAAGAAGGAGCAUUAACUGCUUUGGCUUCGGUGGCUGAUUCAUCCCAGGAGAACUUCCAGAAGUACUAUGACGCUGUAAUGCCAUAUUUGAAAACAAUCUUGGUAAAUGCGAAUGAUAAAUCUAACCGCAUGCUUCGAGCCAAAGCCAUGGAGUGCAUAAGCUUGGUUGGGAUGGCUGUUGGCAAGGACAAAUUCAGAGAUGAUGCUAAGCAGGUUAUGGAAGUGCUUAUGUCAUUACAAGGAUCACAAAUGGAGACGGAUGACCCUACUACUAGUUAUAUGUUGCAGGCAUGGGCCAGGCUUUGCAAGUGCUUGGGACAGGAUUUCCUUCCUUACAUGAGUGUAGUCAUGCCUCCUUUAUUACAGUCUGCUCAACUAAAGCCCGAUGUGACAAUAUCAUCUGCAGAUUCAGACAAUGAACUUGAUGAAUCAGAUGAUGAUAGUAUGGAGACCAUAACUCUUGGGGAUAAAAGAAUAGGCAUCAAGACAAGCGUCUUAGAGGAGAAGGCUACAGCUUGUAAUAUGCUAUGCUGCUAUGCUGAUGAGCUAAAGGAAGGUUUCUACCCAUGGAUUGAUCAGGUUGCUCCGACGUUAGUUCCACUUCUCAAAUUCUAUUUCCAUGAGGAAGUAAGGAAAGCGGCGGUGUCAGCAAUGCCGGAGCUGUUACGUUCUGCUAAACUGGCUGUAGAAAAAGGGAUUGCUCAGGGCCGAAAUGAGUCCUAUGUCAAGCAAUUAUCCGACUACAUUAUACCAGCUUUGAUUGAAGCUUUGCAUAAGGAGCCUGAUACAGAAAUAUGUGCAAGUAUGUUAGAUGCAAUUAAUGAGUGUGUGCAGAUCUCUGGACUACACCUGGAUGAAGGUCAGGUCCGAAGCAUUGUGGAAGAGAUAAAGCAGGUCAUCACAGCCAGUUCAAGUCGAAAACGAGAACGUGCAGAGAGGGCCAAAGCUGAAGACUUUGAUGCCGAGGAAAAUGAGUUGCUAAGGGAGGAAAAUGAGCAAGAAGAAGAAGUUUUUGACCAAGUUGGUGAAAUAUUGGGCACACUUAUCAAGACAUUCAAGGCAGCCUUCUUGCCUUUCUUUGACGAACUUUCAUCGUAUCUCAUGCCUAUGUGGGGCAAGGAUAAAACAGCUGAAGAAAGGAGGAUAGCAAUUUGUAUCUUUGAUGACGUUGCAGAGCAGUGCCGUGAAGCAGCUUUAAAGUACUAUGACACAUAUCUACCUUUCCUUUUGGAAGCAUGCAAUGACGAAAGUCCGGAUGUCCGGCAGGCUGCUGUGUAUGGACUUGGUGUAUGUGCAGAAUAUGGGGGUUCUGUUUUCAAACCUCUUGUUGGAGAGGCUCUAUCAAGGCUCAAUGUCGUUAUUAGGCAUCCUAAUGCUCUUCAACCUGAGAAUGUAAUGGCAUAUGAUAAUGCUGUUUCAGCAGUGGGGAAGAUAUGUCAAUUUCAUCGUGACAGUAUUGACUCAGCCCAGGUUGUUCCUGCUUGGUUGAAUUGCCUUCCCAUAAAAGGUGACCUGAUUGAGGCCAAGGUUGUUCAUGACCAACUCUGUUCAAUGGUUGAAAGGUCAGACCGAGAACUUCUGGGUCCUGACAAUCAGUACCUUCCAAAAAUUGUGUUGGUUUUUGCCGAGGUUCUAUGUGCCGGUAAGGACCUUGCUACAGAGCAAACCGCUAGUCGGAUGAUUAAUCUGUUGAGGCAGCUUCAGCAAACAUUACCACCAGCCACACUAGCCUCAACAUGGUCAUCCUUGCAGCCUCAGCAGCAGAUAGCACUGCAAUCCAUUUUAUCAUCGUAGUGGUAUGGAGGAUGACAAUUUUCUCCAAUGCAAUGAAGCUGCUAGGCUGUAGCUUCGCGUGUGUCAUAUUUCAUUCUCGAUUCUUUCUCAUAAAACAUCAUUCAUUUGGGCUUUUUGAGGUCAUGCAUCAGCCUGUUGUCACUUUGGUUGAAAGUGUGUGAGCAAAGACGGAAAACCCUUCUGUUUUUGUAGAAUGUGUAUAUUAGAAAUGUUGCAUUUGAGUCCUCCUGCAAGGGUAGGAGUGUCGGUGAUUAUGUUGAGAAGUUUUGUUUAUCAAAUGAGUUUUAAGCUCAAGGGUCGUCAGGGAGACGGCAUUUGUCACAGUUUUGUUCUGAGUCAUCUUGUUCUUUACAUUGUGGGGAUGGUACAAGGAUUAAAUUAUAAAUGGUGAUUCUUUGUUGCUUUGAUGAA
Messenger RNA from Nicotiana tabacum (common tobacco), 3906 nucleotides. RefSeq lists its product as uncharacterized. Lineage: Eukaryota; Viridiplantae; Streptophyta; Magnoliopsida; Solanales; Solanaceae. The record is from RefSeq and is a predicted model, not a curated record. Gene Ontology annotation, biological process: protein import into nucleus. Gene Ontology annotation, molecular function: small GTPase binding.